Molecule: messenger RNA, 1296 nt
Organism: Penaeus indicus
Lineage: Eukaryota; Metazoa; Arthropoda; Malacostraca; Decapoda; Penaeidae
Product: actin nucleation-promoting factor WASL-like
Exons: 1
Coding region: 1-1296 (431 amino acids)
Source: RefSeq, a predicted model, not a curated record
AUGGCGACGCCCGAGGCCAACCUGACGGGCGUGCGGGGGUCGAGCGAGGUCAGCCCCGGCCACGCCCCCCCUCCCCGCCACCUCCACAACUUCAACACGUUCCAGUUCGUGUCUCAGCUUGUGUCGGCGACGCCCCCGUACCUGUUCAACAUGUCGGCGCCCUUCCCUGGGAACUUCUUCAGCGACCUCCUGCGCAGGAUGGCGCCGCGGGCGGGCACCCCGGGCCUGCCUCCCGACCAGACGCUGCAGCAGCACAUCCGCGCCGCCCUGCUCGCCAAGAGCGCCCCCCCGCCGCCGCCCUCGCUGCCGCCCACCGUCAUGCCGCCGCCCCUCGACCUCGCCGCUGCCACACACCGCACGCCCGCCCCGCCGCCCUCGCUGCACCACGACAAAGGGCUCAAGCGCUCGCUCUUCUCGGACGUGUCGGCGCUGAGCUCCAGCGAGGACGCCGAGGGCGGCGCCAAGAGGCCGCGGCUGGAGAGCGAGGGGCGCGAGGCGGACCAGCACCCUCCCGAGGGCCUGCCCGCGCCCUUCCUCAUGCAGGCGCCCUUCCUGCACUCGUCCGUGCCGCCGCCGCAUGAUGUCCUGAAUCCGUGGUCCGCCAGGGCGUCCCUCCUGCGCCCGCAGGUGCCCCUGGCGGCCCACGUGCCACCCACGCCCCUGGACCCGUACCGCCUGCUGUUGGACCUGAGGCUCGCAGGCCAGCUGCGCACCAUGGCGGCGACGCAGGCGCUGCACAACAAGGACGCCUCCUUAGGGGCUGCAGGAGGCGGAGGCCUCGGCCUGCACCCGCCGGUGUCCUCAUCGCACUCGUCGCUCUCCUCCAGCAAAGGGCGCAGCUCCCCGCCGCUGUCCGACGUCCGGCCCCCGCGCGACGACCCCCCGCCGGCGACCGCCCCGACGUCCGUGGGCGUGCUGCAGGCCGGCGAGGACCGCGUGUCGGCCUUCCACCCGCCCGCGCGCCCGCACAACGACCCGGCCGACACGAGCGACGAGGAGGCCGGCGAGAGGCGCAGCUGCAGCAGGAGCAGCAGCGGCAGCGCCAGCAGCGCCAGGGAAGGCCUGGGCCCGCAGUACAUCUUCAAGCACCUCACACAGAUCUACCGCACGAUCGACGGCCACAAGGUGGAGGGCGGCGGCGACGGGGGCGAGGAGCCGCGCCUCGAGGACGCCCGCAAGGAGCUGCUGCGCCCCGGCUCGCCCGAGCAGAACCGCGCCGUGAACCGCUGCGGCGACGGCCAGCUCGAGGUGCGGUCCGACGUGGGGCGGGACGACGGCCGCACGAAAGAGGGUUGA